AUGAGUUUCAAAGGGCUCACCAAGGCGGUGACCAGGGCUCCACAAAAUUUCAGACAGAAGUUCAAUAUGGGACAGCAAACCUCUGAUGCAGUUUACGAAGAUGCUGAAAGAAGGUUCAAAGAACUUGAGGGCGAGACCCAAAAACUUAGUAACGAGUCAAAACGUUACUUCUCAGCUGUUAAUGGGAUGCUUAAUCAUCAAAUAGGGUUUGCCAAGGCUAUGGAAGAGAUUUUCAAACCUAUUAGUGGGAAAAUAAGUGAUCCUACCGCUUCUAUUCCUGAGGACAAUCCAGAAGGUAUCGAGGCCAGCGAACAGUACCGAGAACUGGUGGCCGAACUGCAAACUACGUUGAAACCUGACCUGGAAUUGAUUGAUGAGAAGAUUGUUAAGCCUUCCCAGGAGUUAUUGAAGAUUAUUGACUACAUCCGUAAGAUGGCCACCAAGAGAAAUCAUAAAAAGAUCGAUUUGGACCGGCAUUUGAAUUCCUACAGCAAGGUAGAAGGCAAGAAGGAACCCAACGCGAAGGAUGAAGAAAGGUUGUAUAAAGCUCAGGCUCAGAUGGAGGUGGCCCAGCAAGAAUACGACUAUUACAACGAUAUGCUAAAAAAUGAACUUCCGGUGUUAUUCAACCUUGAAGCAGAGUUUGUUAAACCUCUUUUUGUGUCUUUUUACUACAUGCAACUGAACAUUUUCUACAGUCUGUACAAUAGCAUGCAAGACAUGAAGAUUCCAUAUUUUGACCUCGAUACAGAUAUUGUAGAGGCGUUCGUGGCGAAACGAGGAAACAUCGAGGAGCAAACGGAUUCUUUGACCAUUACACGGUUCAGAGUCGGAUACGGCAAAGCGAAGUUGGAAAUGACGAGAAAAAAGUAUGGCGCACAAUCUCCGACAAGUCCAGGAUCACCCUUGACCCCACAAGCUGCACAAUUUGGUGCUGCGGGAGUGCCUAAUGCAGUAGCAGCACCACCGCCAUAUGGCUUGGCGCCAGGUGCUGUUGGCCAGCAAGCAUAUCCUGUCGAAAAGGCUGCCUAUGCGACACCUCCCAUGGCACAACAGUAUCCUGCCGAGAAAUCUAACUACAUGGGAUCUCCCGUAGGACAACAACAGGCUUAUCCAGGAGCAGUUCCUUUAGCAGCCCCUGCCGCACCAAUGUCACCAUACGCUGCAUAUACCCCUCCCACCACGGCCCCUGCCGCGGAGACUGUCACUGCACUCUACGACUACCAAGCCCAGGCUGAAGGUGACUUGACCUUCCCUGCCGGCGCUAUCAUAGAAAUUCUAGAACGCACUGACGAUACCAAUGGCUGGUGGACUGGUAGAUACGGCGGUUUUCAAGGUGUGUUCCCCGCAAACUACGUUCAGUUGAACAAGUAA
Messenger RNA from Lachancea nothofagi CBS 11611, 1374 nucleotides. NCBI's taxonomy places the organism in Eukaryota, Fungi, Ascomycota, Saccharomycetes, Saccharomycetales, Saccharomycetaceae. The record is from the annotation of a GenBank genome assembly.